Molecule: messenger RNA, 834 nt
Organism: Pieris rapae (cabbage white)
Lineage: Eukaryota; Metazoa; Arthropoda; Insecta; Lepidoptera; Pieridae
Gene: CPG6
Product: glycine-rich cell wall structural protein
Exons: 4
Coding region: 78-560 (160 amino acids)
Source: RefSeq, a predicted model, not a curated record
GCCACUAUUCGUGGUAUAAAAGCUGUCAGUGAGCAGCUUCAGGCAUCAGUCACUCAGUGUACAGUACAAUAGACAACAUGAAGUUCUUGAUUGUAGUAGCUCUUGCCGUCGCGGCAGCAUCCGCUGAAGAAGCCAAGAAGACCGAGAAACGUGGUGUUGUCGGUCUUGGUUAUGGGGGUCUUGGCUACAGUGGCCUUGCCGGCUCCGGACUUGGUGGUUAUGGCGGCUACAGCGGACUUGGUUACGGUGGUAAUGGAGGCUACGGCGGAUACGGCGGAUACGGUGGUGGAUACGGUGGAUACGGAGGAUACGGUGGAUACGCACCCGUCGCAGUAAGCAAAGUUGCCUACACCACUGACCACACCGGUUACAGCGGCCUUGGCGGAUACGGAGGCUACGGUAGUCACGGUCUUGGAGCUCUUGGAGGUUACGGAGGCUACGGAGGAUACUCUGGUGGAUACGGCUCAUACGGAAACGGUUACUACGGCUCGUCAUCUGCCGGUUACGGCGGUCUCGGCUACGGCGGUUAUGGCCACGGUCUUGGCUACGGUUACCACUAAACUAUAACAUGACAACUGCAUUAGAUGGCGCUGCUAACUUACAUCUAUCUCAUACAUUUUUAUUUUGUAAUACUUUACUGCUUUUAAGUAAGUUGGUAAAGUAUUUCCCCACAGAGAAUAGUGCCAUCUAGUGUCGCAAUAAUGUGUUCAUAUAAAUACUCACCCGAAGAGCAUUCAUGACAAAUAAGAUCAUUAUAGCUACCUUUUGUGAUAUUUUGUAUAAUGAGUUCUAUGUAUCAUUUGUAAAUAUGUAAUAAAAUUAUUAUAUAUACAG